CCAGCAUGCAGUCACAGCCUCUCCUCCAAGCUGUGAGUGCGCACACAUCGCCCGCUCUGGUUUGGAACUACAUCGCCUUGAAUCUGCAACACUUUUUCUGUGCGUCUUUUCGUGGCCGGUCGUUAACUACUGUGUGGCCGAUUCCAUAAGAUUGCCCCUUCUCUCCCCCCACCCCAAAAAAGCUCCCCCACCAGGACCCGUGAACACUUGAAGCUGUGCGGGAGUGGUCCGGGAACUUUUUUUUUUUUGUUGCCAUAAUGAGCAGGCAAACGGUCAACCUUGACACCUACAGCCUGUCGCUGCUCACAGCCAAAGAGGACAUUCUCAACCCCCGCUCCUCCACCAACUGGGCAUUAUUUACAUAUGAAGGGGUUACCAACAAGCUCAAACUGGCCGACUCAGGAGCGGGUGGUGUGGCAGAACUGGCAGAAAAGUUUCACAUCUCUAAACCUCAAUAUGGACUGUGUAAAGUGGGAGGAGUGGAUGGAGGAGCUCUUCGGAUUGCUUUGAUAAGCUGGGUCGGCCAAAAUGUGGAUGACUACAGGAAAAAUGAGUGUGCCAGCCACAUUCCAGCCAUCAAACACUUUUUUAAGGAAGCACAUGCUUUCAUUAGUGCAGAAAAGCCAGAGGAUGUGACAGAGGACAGGAUAAGAGCCGAGCUGAGCAAGACUCAAACUCAGGCUCCCACACAGUGGGUGAGGAGGAGCUCCAGGUCUGCGGACAAGGAGGAACUUGUUGGUACAAACUACAGAAAAACUAAUGCCGCGAUGGAGAUGAGACUAAUUAACAGAGACUCCUUCUGGGCACGUGCUGAACGUGAAGAAGAAGCGCGCAAAGAUGAGGAAAAGCGAAGGGCAACAGAGGAGAGACGGCGCCUUGAGAGAGAGAGAAUUCUGAAGGAGCGAAGGGAUGCAGAGGAGAGAGACAGAAAAAUGAAUGAAAAACUUCAGAUGAUUGAGGAGCAAAGACAAAUACAAAGAGCAGAAGAAGAAGAGCUACGCAAGAAGGAGAAGUCAAGAUGGGAGCAGCAGCAAAGAGAGCAUGAAGAGGAUAUGAGGGCUCGUCUUAGACGAAGUGAAUCCAUAGAGAAAGCAGCUGAGGCAGCAGCAUUAGUGUCGCAGCGCUCCAUGAACCCCAGAGAGUUUUUCAGACAACUGUCAUCAUCAUCAUCACAGAGCCCCACCAGUCCUGGAUCUUCCCGCAGUGGAAAACCAUUUAGACGAUACCAGCGCAGUCUGACAGAUACAGCUUUCAUCUUUUCAAAAGCAGAAGAAAGCUCAGCGUCUUCUCCAUACACUUCUCCGUUGGUCUCUCCCUUUUCGAGAGCUCCUCACUCUCCCGUUUUCCAGGCCGUGUCUCCCCCAAGAAGCCCAGAUUUUUACCCAGUCACCUCCCCGCAGAAGCCCAGAGCUCCCAUGUCUCCACCCACCUCACCCAUUCGGCCUGCCCCCCCAGUUUCAGCUCUGCCCAGUAUUCCACAGAGUACCAACCAGUUUCAGGCCGCAGCUGAGCCCGAGGCUUCAGAACCGACAGAACCGUCUGCUCCUCCUGCUUCCCCAAGUCUCUUAGAUUUUUUGCCUCCAACUGAAAUAGAUGAAAACAUCUCUCAGCUGCUUUCAGAGGCAGAGCAGCAACCUUUGAACUUUGAGCCUAUGCAGUUUUUAACAAACCGUCCUGAUCUGGACACAGCAGAAUUCAACACACCAAGUCUCGGAAACACCAAGCUGGUCUCAGACACUGGCUUCAAAGUACAAGCUGUGCUGGUGGAAGCAGAUGAGGAAGAGGAACUACAGGAGGAACAGGAGGGAGAUGAAGCUGAAACACAACCAGAGGUGGAUUCUCUCACUGCUGAACCAGAACGGAUUGAGACAAAGGAGGUAGAUAAAGAAGAGGUGCAAGAGGUGAAGGGAGAUGUGAAGGAGGAGCAAAACGAGUUGGACAAGGAGGAAGAGCACGAAGAAGAGGGUAAGGGCAGAGAACCCGAGGAAGAGGAGAAGGGAGAGAAGUAUGAGGAAGAGGAUAACAAGAAGGAACUGGAGGAGGACGAGGAGGAGAUGCAGGUGGGAUCAAAACAGGAAACUGACCCUUCAUCACUGCUAGAACCGGCAGCGAUGCCACAGGUUGAAGAGGAGGCAGAGGAAGCCGAAGAAGAGAACAAUUAUUCAGGACACAGCCAGACUCUUGCUGAGCCUGCUGAGUUUUCUGAGGAAGAGGAGGAGUCAGUAUCCACAGAUUUUUCCUAUGUGGUCAUCAAAGAUCCUGAACCAGUUUGUCAAGAUAUCAAGCAUGAGACUCUACUUCCAUCAACCAAUGGGAUGACAAACGGUGAUGGCACAGAGGAACAAAAUGGGACAGUGAGGUCCUUGAGUCCAACAGACACAGACGGCAGCACCUCUGAGUCUCCUGUCUGCUACAGAGUUAACACAACCACAGAAGAUGGAGACAUCACUGAGGAUAGAGAGCAGCAGAUCUCUGAAAAUGGACAAGAGGAUUUAGCCGACCGACAUAUGUGCGUCCGAGCUCUAUAUGACUACCAGGCAGAGGACGAAUCCGAGAUCUCCUUUGAACCCGGUGACAUCAUCAGGGACGUGGAGACAGUGGACAAAGCCUGGUGGAGGGGUUGGAGCAAAGACGGCCGUCAGGGUUUAUUCCCCGCUAAUUACGUGGAAACCAUAUAGGCAGACAGAGGCACACUAUACACCCACACACACUUUCACACACAUGCACACAUACACUCAGGGACACCUUCUCUUUUCUUGUUUCUGCAUGUUUUUACCUUAAUCCUCCCACUGAAACUUUAUGCUCUCUUUUCUGUAGGAAGAAUAAAGAAACACGAGACUCCUUGUUCUGAAGAAAGCAUAAAGAAAAGUGUAACUCUUUAUUUUGAUGUUUUAUUUGGAGAACAACAUAGCAUGCAGAAAUUACCUAGCCUUAUUCCGUAUGGAUAAAAUAGUAAAGACCUUUCCCUGGACCAAAAUAACUUAUUUUCUUUUGAGAAGCAGUGGAAAUGUAAGUCAGGGGGAGAAAUAAGGGGGCGCAGAUGAUGGGGAACUUGGUUUGCUUCUUAGUAACACAAACAUGUUUUAACUGCAGUGCUUCUUUUUGAUCCACACAUAUAACAAGCAUACCAAGCACCACCAUUCCUAUCCAUAUACCAGGUAUCGUCUUUGUAAUCAUCAUCCUGUGUCUCUUCCAUUAUUUUGGAGCUCUGCGUUUGCUACUGAUGUUCUCACAUGAUCACAGGUUAAUUGACCAAACCAGAGCAAGAAACAAAACAAAUGAUGAAAAAUCAGCAGAAAAUGAUGUUGAACUUCACUCCUGAUGUUGAAAAACUAUUUUUAUAUAUAUAUAUAUAUAUAUAUAUAUAUAUAUGGGUUGUAUGUUGAUGUAUGUCUCAUUACCUAGUUUUUAACAGCUGAUUGCAUUUUUGGAACACAAUCUGACUCAUCACAAUUCAACAUACUGUAUAUAAGAAUGUAUUAAAAACAUCAAUGAUUCUCUCCUUUUCAAUUCUUAGGUCAUAUGUUUCUAAGUUCUUUGCUUAUUUUAAUGGUAUCUCUUUUUGUAUGUACUCCUAACUUUCAAAUAUACAGCCUUUAUACACUUAAACUACUUCAAAAUGUUUCUGUUUGUUUUUAUUCUUACAUGUAAUGCUUUUUGAACAAGUUACGUCUGUCCUUGAUCUCAUCCUUUUGCAUACAUUCAUUUAAUUUUUAAUAUUUUAUAUUCUAUUAUGCUCAUUUUAAGCAUCAACACAGUCUGCACUUCUUUAUAUGUAUAAGAAAAAGAACAUAUUUUUUAUAGUGUUACAACAAAUGCCCUGUCUGGUAUUUGGUAUUUAGCAUUAAGUUAAAUAAAAUCAGCUGCAACACAGAUAAAUACAGGAGAUACUUGGAUAAAUAAAUUACUUUUGAAUUUAAUAUGAGCUGAAUUACAAACUUCACCAAACCAAAGAAGCAUCAAAGCAAACUCUUUUGCUAGAAACAAGAUGAAUAAGAAUGCCUUAAUAACAUUGUACAGCUAAUACAUUUCUAAUUCAGUCUUUAUUUAGCUUUUAUAAUUGACUGCAGACAUUUGAUAUUUUUCUUCAAGUGUUAUAUUGCAGAAAUACUGUAUGCAAUGUUUACCAUUACACAUGAACACAUCAAUUAAGCUUCUGUCACACUGUUUCCUGUUUUGUAUGGAUAUCUAUUAAAAAUUUGUCAUUCUGAUCAAAAAGUGA
Xiphophorus maculatus (southern platyfish) is the source of this 4222-nucleotide messenger RNA. RefSeq names its product drebrin-like protein A. NCBI's taxonomy places the organism in Eukaryota, Metazoa, Chordata, Actinopteri, Cyprinodontiformes, Poeciliidae. The transcript is spliced from 16 exons. Gene Ontology annotation, biological process: neuron projection morphogenesis; positive regulation of axon extension; postsynaptic actin cytoskeleton organization. Gene Ontology annotation, molecular function: actin filament binding. Gene Ontology annotation, cellular component: postsynaptic density; cortical actin cytoskeleton; site of polarized growth. The record is from RefSeq and is a predicted model, not a curated record. The coding region runs from base 258 to 2678 and encodes 806 amino acids.